Messenger RNA from Durusdinium trenchii, 1440 nucleotides. The record is from the annotation of a GenBank genome assembly. Lineage: Eukaryota; Dinophyceae; Suessiales; Symbiodiniaceae.
AUGCGAACUGCAGUGGAUCACCCCAUUGAGGAAUUGCGUGUUCAACGAGUCAAGGACCAGCAGGCCCUGGUGAAGGGUUUGCGUUUGGCCUUUGAAGAGGGUGACGCAGCAGGUUGUGAUCGUGAAGUCAUUGACAACUGUAAACGUGUCUAUUCAGAGCUGCGAAUCUUCACAGCAGUUCGAUCAACUUUGCACAGGUUGGCUUUAGAGCAGGCUGCCCAAAGAAUUGCUGAAGAGGCCGCGCGAAAGGUGGCUGAACGACGCGCCGCCAAGGAAGCUGCCAGGGAAGCCCGAAGACAAGCAGCCUUGGAGAAAGGGGAGGACUUCGAAGAGUCUGAUGAUGAGUCGGAUGAUGGGCAAAGCAAAUUCUACACAGAGGAGGAUGAGAUAGAGGAAGAGGAGGAAGAUCCAAAAGAUGUGGAGGAUGGUUCCGCAGAUACGCUUGGUGUAGCUUUGAUGCGGGCAAGAGAAAUUAGUGGGCGGCAUGAGAUUCGUGACUUCGGGAAGGCCUUUAUGAAGGAGUUGCAUGAGGAGGCCUACCGCCAACUCCUAAUGCGAGAGUUGAUUUUCUCAACUGCACAGAGAUCGGCUGCAGAAUUGCAACACAUUCUGCAGCAAGUUGUCCAAGAAGGUAUUGGCUCCGCGAAAGUUGGUCAAAUGCCUCAAGAUGUUGCUCAUGAAAUUGGAAAGGAAAAGGAGGAGCGACCAGGUGUUCGCCGCUUCCUGCCGGAUGCAAAUGGACAGGAUGUGGUGGCACCAGAGCCCGAAGCAGGCGUCUCAAAGCAAGAACUACACGAUUCAGGUGAACAGGCACCUUCAAAGCAAUCAGAGCAAGAUGCUGCCACUUCAGUUUCGGAGGCAUACACUCGGCUCGCCUUUCUGGAGAUGAUCGAUGCGAUGGAGGCCCGUGACCUUGACCUGCUCUUGAAACUUGUGCCAGCGGCAAAGGCUGCCUCAGUGCAGGAGACAGAGAUCAACUUGGGCUGGCGCCUAGUUUGUGAGCUGGAACUUGGUGAAGCGCUAAAGAAACAAGAUUUGAAGGAGAUUCGAAUGCGCAUUGAAAAAGCAAGAGAAGCAGAGGUAGAGGAAGACACGAUUCGUGAUGGCGCUCGUAAGCUGGCACAAUGGGAGAUCAGAGAAGGAAUCAAAGUCGAUGAUGCAAAGAUGCUGGAGCGAGCAAUUGAAGAGGGUGCAGCUGCUGGAUUGACGGACAAACAACUUUUCAUGGGGAAGCAGGCGUUCUUGAAGCUGCAGGUGGCUGUUGCGGCCACAACAGACAGCAUGGAGACCAUCCACAAAUUGCUUGCAACGGCAAAAGAAAUGGGAUGGCCUUCCGACCACAAGGACCUGGUUGUGGCACAGGCUCGUUUGGCAUUUUUGGAGUUGCGCAGCGACCCCAGAAAGGUUCAAGAUGCCGCCAUGUUGCACUUGGCUAUAUAG